Eimeria acervulina is the source of this 2493-nucleotide messenger RNA. RefSeq lists its product as hypothetical. Bases 1 to 2493 code for a protein of 830 amino acids. The record is from RefSeq and is a predicted model, not a curated record. Lineage: Eukaryota; Apicomplexa; Conoidasida; Eucoccidiorida; Eimeriidae. The transcript has a single exon.
AUGCAGCAGGAAGAAAAACACAAACAGCAAACAAUUAAGUCUCUUGUGCAGACGCAACCUGUUGGCAGAUAUACACUGCAGCAGCAGCAGCAGCAACAGUAUGAUGAACAACAGCAGCAGCAGCAAGAACAGGAGCUGCAGCAGCAGCAAGAGCAGCAGCUGCAGUAUCAGCAGCAACAGCACAGCAAUGGGGACGAAAAUCUUCGAGUGGGGGAUAAAGAGGAGCAGCAACAAGCACAGCAGCAGCUGCAGCAGCAGCAGCAGCAGCAGCAGCAGCAACUGCCGCGUCCAGCGUUAUCCCAAACCAGCGGACGUACGGAGACCCAUCUGUCCCCAGGCGCUGCGGCAGCAGCAACUGCAGCAGCAGCACCAGAAGCAGCAGCAGCAGCAGCAGGAGACCGUGUGCAGCUUGCUGCUUCCGCUUCGUCUGUUAGAGGGCAAUUGUCUACGACAAGUAGCAGAGACACCGCAGCUGCAUGCAAACCCGAAGCUCAGCAUACACCUGAAUUGGGGCCUCUCAGCAGCGCAUGCAGCUCAGCUGUAGAGACGCCGCACCCCGUAGACAAAGGCAAGCAUGCUUCCGCUGCUGCUGCUGCUGCAGAUGCUGCAGCAGAAGUGCAGCAACACAAAACCACUCCUCCAGCUGCUAACGAGCAGCUACCGACUCUCACCCUCAAUAAUAAACCGCCUCCCAACUCUGUCGCAGCAACAGCAGCAGCAACAGCAGCAGCAGCAACAGCAGCAGCAACAGAAGCAGAAGCAGCAACAGAAGCAGAUGCAACAACAGCAGCAGAAUCAGCAACAGCAGCAGCAACAGCAGCCGCAACAGCAGCAGCAGCAACAGCACUUAAGGCCAACGUUGAAGGCAGCCCCGGAGCUGCUGCGGCACCUGAGGUGACUCGAAAGGGAGACACAGCCAGCAGCAGCAGCAGCAGCAGCAACAGCAGCAGUUCUGCUAGCUGCGCUCGUCAGUUUGUGGAGGAGGCUGGGAGGACCUUUAAAAUGAAAUAUCUGCAGCAUCAAAAGGCAGCAGCAGAAACAAAGACAGAAAAAAGCAAAGACAUUAUUUUAAUUAAUAACGCCGUCUAUAAGCCAACGGAGGCCCCCAACCCCUCCCCUUCCUCCGCCGCCUCAGCAGCAACAGCAGCAGGAGCAGCAACAGAAGCAACAGCAGCAGCAGAAGCAGCAGCAGCUGCUGCUGGUGCUGGGCGUGGGGCUCGGGUAGGGAGAUGUGGGGUUUCUUCUGCUGUGCUGCUGCCGCAAGGAAGCUGCUGGAGCCCUCAUUCAAGUCGCCGAUGUGAAGCAUGCAUGGCUGCUGCAUGCGGUAGGCUGCUGAGUCAAGCAAGUCCUACUGCAGCAGCAGCAGCUGCUGCUGCAGCAGCAGCAAUUUACAAACGCAAUGCCACACCACGCAAUCAGGGAACCUGGGAAGAACAGCUCCUCCUAGGCGCUGUCAGCCCUGCUGCUUCUGCUGCUGCAGCAGAAGAUGCAGCAGGAGCAGGAGCAGCAGCAGAAAGUAUUCACAGCCCUUCAAAAGCCAGACACACAGAGGCGCAACCCAGAAGAAGCCCGCAUGCACAAACCAACGCUGCUGCAGCUGCUGCUGCAGCUGCAGCAGCAGCUGCUGCUGCUGUUGCGCCAGCAGACGCGCUCAAUCUGCUGCGGCUUCUGUACGAGCAGCUCUCAGAAGCAACAUCUCCUAAUGCUGCUGUUGCUGCUACUACUACCACUGGUGCUGCUGCUGCUGCAUCUCCCACUCCCCCGACUGAGAAACCCCGAGGCCUUAGAAAACUUUCUUCGUGCAGGCUGAUCACUUCAGAUGCAGCGCAGCAGCAGCAGCAGCAGCAGCGGUUGAGAAGGGCUGGGUCUCCUGCAACGACUCUGCAGCAGGACAAGAAGACAACAAACGCACUGGCCCCAGCAGGCGCCUCUGCUGCUGCUGCUGCUCCUUCUGCUUCUGUUGCUCCUGUUGCUGGUGCUGUUCCUGCUGCUGCUGCUGCCGCUGUUGCUGCUGCUGCACUUCGGCGCGACAGCCGCAGCAGCAGCAGGUUGAUGCCAGCUGCAAUGCAGUCAUCACAGGGGGAGAGUCGGCUGGGCGUGGAGGCAGCAAAGCCCCAAACGCCUAUUCUUGCACGCAGCAGCAGCAGCAGCAGCAACAGCAACAGGAACAGCAGCAGGAUGGGGGAGGGAGCUGCUGCUUUAACAUUCAGCAGGGGAGCUGGGAUCUGUUUGUCUCGCGUGUCAGCAGCUCGACAGACAACAGCAGCAUCAGCAGCAGCUGCUGGUGUUUCUGCUGCUGCUGCUGUUGCUGCAGCAAAGACGAGACUGCGUCAGCAGCAGCAGCAGCGCAUGCAUAAAGAGCUGCAUGCAGCAAAUAGUAUCAAAAAGAAAACAGAGAAGAAACCCCCGUGGGAUUCAUCGGCCCUCCCUCUUCAAGCCAAGAAAAUGCCUUUUCAUACUCUUCUUAGAAAACAAACAAAAUUAAACAACUAA